Molecule: messenger RNA, 1341 nt
Organism: Adineta steineri
Lineage: Eukaryota; Metazoa; Rotifera; Eurotatoria; Adinetida; Adinetidae
Source: the annotation of a GenBank genome assembly
AUGGGAAGUGCAGGAAGUGUAAACAAGAAACCACGUUGUCCAUAUCGUAAACUUCUCGAAGCUAAAUUGAAAAAGGCGAAAUCAAUUCAUGGUACCGAUAAGCAACCUUCUGACUUGUAUUCACUUUGUGAAAAAGGUGAAACCGAAAAAGUACGUAAAAUACUCGAAGGUUCGACUCGGAAGACUAUUGAUGAUCUCGUCAAACUCGAACCGAAUGGUAGUACAGCACUUCAUAUAGCGACUAAAAAAGGCCAUGUUGACAUUGUUCGACUCUUGCUCGAGCACAGAUGUUCUCGUACGAUACUCAACUGUUACGGCAAGAUAGCUUAUAAGUAUGCAGCUACACCUGAAAUGCAAAAACUGUUUAUUCGCUCUGAAACUUCAGAUUAUUUUCAUAAUCCGGAGACAGACAAAUCGGUAGCUCAUUGCUUCCCUGAGGAUAAUAAAAAUAAACCAUCGUUAGAAUAUCUUGCAUCUUUUAAAACAGAAGAAGAUGUCCACCAACACUCACUCGAUUUCCAAACAACAGCUAUGUGGUUAAGAUUAUUUAACUGGUUUUCCCGUACAUUUCCUAGUUUGGUUCAGAAUGACAAUUUGAAUCUCGAAACAUUUAAACUUCAUGAAAACAAUGAUUUUAAAGAAUUUCUAAGACUGAAAUUACAUGGUAAACACGAAACAGCACUCGAUGAAUUAGACGAAUUUCGUCGAAAAAAUUCAAUUGAAUCUCUUCUCAGAAUAUAUUCAAAUGAAGAAAUUGGCUUCUAUAAGUCACUUAAUCGACAGUUAGUUGAUUCACCACAGGAGAAUGAUACCAGUCCUCAUUUGUGUGAUCGAUUUAUUAUAGAAUUUCAUCUUCGUAGUGAUGAACUUGCAGAACGUUGCUUUCUCGGUACUGUUUAUCGUGGUGCAACGAUGGAUUCAAGUCAAUUAUUAUUAUAUGAAAAAGCACUUGAAAAUAAGCCACGCGGUGUUAUUACCUUCAGAGCAUUUACAUCCACAAGCGAAGACAAAGACGUUGCUCUUAACUUCUUACUUCGUGCUUCGCCACUUGAAAGCCAUCAAAUACGUGUUUUAUAUAUUAUUAAAACUGAGGUCAAAUCUCCUACUAUCGUCGGUAUUGCAGAUGUUUCUGAAUAUCCACAUGAAGAAGAAGUACUUUUUAUGCCUGGAAAUCUUUUUAUUGUGAAGAAGUUGGUGAAAGACGUCACUGUUUGUACAAGAAAACAAGAAUGUUUAACAGUAACAGAGAUUCAUCUUGAAUAUUUACAUAUACCAGUAUCACUCUGGAAAAAACUUCUACAUACAUAUCGAUCAGCUAACAACAGUGUAACAAACCUUUAA